This is a messenger RNA of Stylonychia lemnae, 1164 nucleotides long. The record is from the annotation of a GenBank genome assembly. NCBI's taxonomy places the organism in Eukaryota, Ciliophora, Spirotrichea, Sporadotrichida, Oxytrichidae.
AUGGAAACACUUUAUAAAGAUCAUCAAGUAUCAAAAGGCUUCUUGGUAGGAGAAUAUAUCACCUAGGAUUUAACUAAGUAUUGCAAAAAUAAGAAUGCAGAGUAGAUCACCUUAUAGAAUCUGAGACGCAUCUAGAAGAACCCCUACUCGAAUAUGUAGAAUUUAGUAAUCAGCGAUCAAAUGGAGAGAUUAGUGCAUGAUUUGAAACAUAUCUCUGAUAAAAUAGGCUACAUACUGGACUUAUCAACGAGAUUUAAUGGCUUGGACCUUGACAAGAUCAAAAGAGUAGAAGAGCAAACCUAGAACAAUAUAAAGGUACUGUUCGGAUACACUCCAUCCUCUAAUUACUUGGGCAGAUUACUGAGCAUAGAUAACAUUCAAGAUCAGAUGAAGCAUGAUAUAGAAUUUGAGAUGAAAACUGGAAGGAAGAAUAUGCUGCCCUCGUUUAUUGGAGAGUUGAUUAUCACUGACCCUAAUGAUUACUAUCAAAAGCACAUGCUUGAUGCUUGCUAAAACUACCAACUAAUUCAUGAAGGAUGCCCUAUCUUUUUGAACUUAGGUUCAAACUCCUCUCAAAUACCUUCCUUAGUUGACAGAUUCGCAGCUACCAAGGGCAGAUCCAUAGUAUACAUGAUCUAAAAUCCCAUGAAUGAAAACUUAGAGGUUCAUCCUAGCAUUCAUUAUAUACUCAAUAACUCUGAAUCAUAUCUAUGUCUAACUCUUUACAAUCAUAAUCUUGCAAGUUAUGAUGAGGGCGAUUUAGAUCAGUCUUGUGAAAAGUAUAAACAAUCAGUUUUUGUUUUGAGGAAGUUCAUAUCUAUGAUGAUUGAUAAUGGCCAAUAGCAUAGGUUAUUAGUAUCAAAUGGAAUUCAACAUAAAACUCAUUUGUCAUUUUACGGAGGCAGAGGAUAUACAGCCUUGUUUGAUAAGCUUUUGAAAGGUUUACCUUAGGGUAUUAUAGAUUAGCUUUUGAUAUAAAACCCCAGCAGUCUAUUACUAUGGAGAGAAUAGCAGUUGGAAGAACCAUAGGCUCCUACGCCUAAAUGGGAUUGUAGAGAGUGCAAGGGUAGAUUUGAGGAGAGUCAUUAGAAAUUUGAGAAGAUGGACAAUAACUACUGCUCUAUGAAGUGCUUAGCUGCUCAUAGAUCCAAGGGAUUUGCUUGA